UCCGGCCUUUCGGGUUUUCGCUUUCAAGCAAUACGAUUCAUUCAUUUCGAUCAAUGGUUGCAAGAAGGCCACGACCUGCUCCCGACAAACAUCCUAGCCUGCUGAACUCACCCGAAGCUUCUCCUACCGAAGGACAGGAUCGUAGGAUUGAGAUUUGAGAGCAACCCAAUUAGCUAAAUCUAAAUGAAUUUCAUAGCACGAGCAAUCUUCAUUGAUUAAUUCACCAAAGAUUCGUAAAUCUAGAACAAAGUAUUUCGAGCUUCAGUUGCUGUUCUCAUCCAUUUCUGCUUCCCCAGAAAAGCUAUCAUAAGCAGAAAUAUUUUGCUUUUCCUGCUGCGAGUAAGAUUUUUUUGAGUUGGGUUUUUGUUUUAUCGUUGCUUUUCAAUUUCAUAGAAAGAAAUAUGCAAACUUUAAGUGCUUGGUCCUCAAAUGGCAGCUACUGUUUAGUUCCUCCUUUGAGCGUUGAGGUAGAUUAUUAUUUCUAUAUCUGUGCGACAAUUAGAAGGAACAAGAAGUUGGGUCCUGUUUUUGCUGUUUCUCGGAGUAGAAUUAUAGGUGAUUUUGACUCUUCGAGAAAUUCCAGAGUUAAUAGAAGUGAUGCUUGCAGUGGAAUCCGGAAUUCCAGAGUAAAAUUUAAGUUCGCUCCCCUUUUCAAAACGAAGAAGAAUGAUAUUGGAUUCUUAGCUCCCUUGGCAUGGGCAUUGGAGGACCAAGCUGUUGGGGAGAAUACUGAUUCCAUGAACGAUUCAUCACUUGACAAUGACAGAGAUGGUUUAAACUGUUUAAAUUUGGAUGAAGUUCAAUACAGUAAUCAUGAGCAACAAAUGCGAGAAGAGAAUGACACUAAGAUUGAUGUUCGAGCACUUGCAUUCAGCUUGCAGUCUGCUAAGACCGUAGACGAAAUGGAGGCAAUUCUUACGGACAAGGGGGAAUUGCCACCUCAGGUGUAUUCAACCAUCAUAAGAGGUUUUGGUAAGGAGAAGAAAAUGGAUUCUGCAUUAAUUCUUAUGAAUUUUUUGAAGAGGAAAAAGACUGAAACCGAUGGUUCUUUCAGCUCAAAUCUUUUCAUAUAUAAUAGUCUGUUGGGUGCAGUCAAACAGUCUCAACAAUUUGCAGAAAUGGAAACGAUCAUGAAUGAAAUGGAUCAAGCAGGAAUCACUCCUAAUGUUGUGACAUAUAAUACUUUGAUGGCUAUCUACAUAGAAAAAGGAGAAGCCAGCAAGGCCCUCAGUGUUUUUGAGGAAAUCCAUAAUAAGGGCCUCACUCCAUCUGCAGUAUCCUAUUCUCAAGCCUUGCUGGCUUAUAGAAGAAUGGAAGAUGGACAUGGAGCUUUAAAUUUCUUCGUUAAAUUUGGAGAAAAAUACCGUCUAGGUGAAAUAGGAAAAGAUGAUGAUGGGGAAGAUUGGGAGACUGAGAACAUCAAGCUCGAAAAGUUCACAAUCCGUGUUUGCUAUCAGGUAAUGCGCCGUUGGCUUGUCAACAAUGAUAACUUGAGCAAUAGAGUUUUACAGCUGCUGGAUGAUAUGGAUAAAGCGGGGAUUCCACCAGGCCGAUCAGAACUUGAGAAGCUUGUAUGGGCCUGUACCCGUGAAGACCAUUACACGGUAGCAAAAGAGCUGUACAGCAGGAUAAGAACUAGGCAUAACGAAAUCAGCUUGUCUGCCUGCAACCAUGCAAUUUGGUUGAUGGGGAAGGCCAAGAAGUGGUGGGCAGCUUUGGAGAUAUAUGAGGAUUUAUUGGACAAAGGGCCAAAGCCUAAUAACUUGUCAUAUGAGUUAAUAAUGUCACACUUCAAUGUUCUUCUAAGUGCAGCUAAGAAAAGGGGGAUUUGGAGAUGGGGUGUCAGGUUGCUAAACAAGAUGGAAGAUAAAGGUCUGAAACCUGGAAGCAAGGAAUGGAACGCGGUUCUUGUGGCCUGUUCUAAGGCUUCAGAAACUACUGCAGCUGUGCAAAUAUUUAAGAGAAUGGUGGAAAAUGGUGAAAAACCUACUAUCAUUUCCUAUGGGGCAUUACUCAGCGCUCUGGAAAAGGGAAAGCUCUACGAUGAGGCCAUUCGAGUGUGGGAUCAUAUGAUCAAAGUUGGGGUUGAGCCAAAUGCAUAUGCCUACACAAUUAUGGCUUCAAUUCAUACUGCCCUGGGAAAUUUUAACAGAGUUGGUGACAUCAUUUCCGAGAUGGUAGCAUUGGGAAUUGAGCUCACGGUAGUCACAUACAACGCAAUAAUCAGUGGCUGUGCACGGAAUGGCAUGGGCAGUGCAGCCUAUGAAUGGUUUCACAGGAUGAAAGUUCAGAAGAUCACUCCCAAUGAGAUAACUUAUGCAAUGCUAAUUGAGGCUCUUGCUAAGGAUGGGAAGCCAAAGUUGGCAUUUGAGUUGUACAUGAGAGCACAAAAUGAGGGCCUUCAUCUAUCUUCGAAACCUUAUGAUGCUGUGUUGGAGUCUUCACAGGCUUAUGGAGCUACCAUUGACUUGAGUCUAUUAGGACCACGUCCUCCAGAAAAGAAGAAGAAGGUGCAAAUUAGAAAGACACUGACUGAAUUCUAUAACUUGGCAGAUGUUCCCAAGAAAAGCAAACCAUUUGAUAGGAGUGAAAUAUAUCACUCUCAGACAGAAGGGAGUGAAUCAGUCAUUUAGUACUGUGAUAUUUUAUCAUUGUCAAUUGUUGUUUUGUAAGUUUGUAUAUUUUGCUCUGAACCCAGCUUGAGCUCUUUGUAUUCUCAGAUCAAGAAAGAAGAAAAGAAGUGCAGUUUAUUCUGCCUUUCCUCUUUGUUAAGUAAAUAA
Messenger RNA from Prosopis cineraria, 2780 nucleotides. RefSeq names its product protein LOW PHOTOSYNTHETIC EFFICIENCY 1, chloroplastic-like. The record is from RefSeq and is a predicted model, not a curated record. Gene Ontology annotation, molecular function: protein binding. NCBI's taxonomy places the organism in Eukaryota, Viridiplantae, Streptophyta, Magnoliopsida, Fabales, Fabaceae.